This is a messenger RNA of Lepisosteus oculatus (spotted gar), 3932 nucleotides long. RefSeq names its product zinc finger protein 501-like. Lineage: Eukaryota; Metazoa; Chordata; Actinopteri; Semionotiformes; Lepisosteidae. The record is from RefSeq and is a predicted model, not a curated record. Gene Ontology annotation, biological process: regulation of transcription by RNA polymerase II. Gene Ontology annotation, molecular function: DNA-binding transcription factor activity, RNA polymerase II-specific; RNA polymerase II cis-regulatory region sequence-specific DNA binding. Gene Ontology annotation, cellular component: nucleus.
UGUUGUUGACGGACACCGAGAGAAGUAACGAAGACGGAAUAGGGACUAGGAAAGAUCGCACGUAAAUAAAAUAUUUGAAUUUGAAUAGUGGGUUCUGAACUGCACUGGAAACAGGACUGUCAACAGCGACUUGCUGUCGUGGCCCAGAAUGAGUCCUGCUCUUUGGAAGGCUGUGCAAAUGACAUCUCUCCACUGACCCAUCGUUAAGAGACGUACUGCAGCGGACGGCGCUCACAGCGCAGCAAUGGAGUCGGUGCUUGGGAGCUGCGAGGUCUCGGACCUCAAGCAGGAGUUUCCCGACGUGGAGCUGGUGCAGAUCAAGCAGGAGCUGCCCGACCCGGAGUUUGACGAGAUCAAGCAGGAGGAGUGGGAGGUGGAAUGUGUCCAGAUCAAAGAGGAGCUGUGUGAAGUGGAGUGUGUCCAUGCCGAUGCCACGCCGGAGCACCUCAAGGAGGAGCUGUCGGGGCUGGAGUCCCUGCGCCUCCCGCUCGCCCAGCCCAGGGGCUCGGAGUUCGGCUGCUUCCUUCCGCAGGAGAAUUACGAGGAAGGCCCCGACGCCGGCGAGCUGCCGCAGCACCUGCAGAGCCGGCACGUGGUCUACAAAGAGGUCUUCCACGCAGAGCCCUUCUUCGAGACGGGCCAGGGUGCGGCAGUGGCGGCGGCCCCGUCGUCCGCGGGGUCCGGGGGGGCCCCGGGGGUGGCGAGGGCACCCCAGCGGAAGCGGCCCCACCACUUCACCAUCCGCGCCGACGGCUUCACCCCCCACAUGAGCUUCACGCGGUACCAGCAGGUGGACCCGGACCACAAGCCCUACGCCUGCUCCGAGUGCGACAAGGCCUACAAGAGGAUGGACCACCUGAAGCGGCACCAGCAGAUGCACUCCGGGGAGAAGCCCUUCCACUGCGGCACCUGCGAGAAGCGGUUCUCCCUGCGGCGGAGCCUGGAGUACCACCAGCGGCAGUGCACCGGCGAGAGCUACUGCAAGUGCGCCGUGUGCGGCGACGUCUUCCAGAGCUUCAGCAACCUGCACCGGCACCAGCUCAUCCACGCCGGCGAGAAGACCUACCAGUGCAGCGUCUGCGGGCAGCAGUGCAAGCAGUCCAACUACUUCAAGAAGCACCAGAAGGUGCACACCGAGGACGAGCCGUACUACUGCUUCGAGUGCGAGCAGAAGUUCAUCCUGCACUGACGGCCGCUCCUGAGCGCCGCGUUCCCCGCGCGCCGCCGCAGAUCGGGGCGUCCCUGCUGCGCCGGCGGAGCCCCCCUGAGAGGUCAAGCACAAGCCCCCGUACUGCGAGGGCGGGUACCACCCAGACAGAGAUCACCACCUCCUGAGCAAUACAGUUUAUUUAUUGUUGACUCUCCGACAGGUUUUUGUGUGGCUUUGCUCGAUGGGAUGAAGAACAGCUCACCAGGCUCAGCGGCAGACUGCUUCAGUGUGGGGGAGAUGUGGGAGUUUCUGGCGUCCCAGCACCUGCUCCACCAGGGUGUGCCCUCUUCUGCACUGGACUGCCUUACACGAUGCACUGGCCAAGUCCUACCUGUCCAACAGGACAGGGGGUGUUUUUUUUUAAUGCAACAAUAAAAAUCUGAAGUUCGGAAUAAGAGCACACCCUUGACCCACUUCAAAGAACAUUACUUCAAGUGAUUAGUGACUAUUUAAUUAAAGUGGUCCAACCUCCUUGUGUCUGUGGCCAGCGAACUCAGGUGAGCUCUGGCUUUUCCCAGAUCAUGUGUUGAUUCAAAGCCCAGAUAAAAAAACAACAGCAGAUGUUCCAAGUUUUCCCGAUGAGCUCCAUGACUUCUGCUCAGACACAAGAUGGGCUGGCGGCUGGUAUAAGGCAAGACUGUAAUGUUUCCCCCCUUCUCUGGGCUUGUGAACCACUUCCUGAGCUGAUUGGAUGGGUCUCAAACUGGCUGGUAAAAACAGUAGCUUUUGCUCUGAACCUCUAGGUGGCACAACGGCACUGCAGUUCUUCCUCCCCCUGGAGUGUUCAAAAGGCAUGACCUGUAAGUAUAUAAGUAUCAAAGAGACCAGUAUCCUUUAGUCUAGAACAGAGGAAACUUUCUGAUUACUGGGUCCAGAAAGGUCUGUGAGAAAAAAAAAAAGAAAUAAAGGAUAUGAGGGACAACUGAGUGUAUUUCAAACUGAAGAAGGAGGAUCAUUUUUACAUGAAGUUUUGUGGGUAUUUGUAACAAAUUGCUCUACUAGUGUUUUUAAAGCUGAUUUUCUGCGAUCAUUCAAAAAGAGGCAUUUGUGUGAUCUUGAAUGUGUACUGAUGCACAAAAGAAACAACACUCAGGUCUGACAGAUUUAAAUAUUUUGAACUGCUAUGAAACAAAACAACAAAAGAUGUGAACAAAAACCCAGAUGAAAGAAUCAUGAUGCAUUUCCUCUGUGAAAGGUGUCACACUGUCAAACUGAGAGCUGGGAUCGGCUCUGACCCCUCUGAGCGGAGACACGGGGCUGGCAGUGCUGACUCUCAGUCCUGAUCAGCCUCUGGACAGACAGCUGUGGGACGUCCCGCCUCUCUUCCUGCUGGCCAGGGUCGCCGGCCGCAGGAUCAGUGUUCUCCAGAGGUCUUGCCAGUGUUAUCCUAGCGCUGCAGGACAUUGUGCUUUUCUUCUGGGAAAUUGAGACUUAAUAAUCAGCUUCAGGGAUGGGAAACUGUUGGCAGUGUAUUGCCAGGUAAGUGAUCAGUCAGCAGUGUGGACCCUCAGUCUGAACCAGCAGCUUUCUUAAGUUAACAAGGUUCUGUCUGAGCCACCAGACUUCCUCCACUCUGAAGCCGACUUGAAACACUGAGUCCCACAGACGGCAGUGACUUCCUCUCGCGGCUCUCAGCAUGUGAGCCUGAUCCCUGUGAGCAGGCGGGUCUUGUUCAGUCGGAGGGCUGGUGUGCAGGUGGGUUCUUCUUCUGCUGUAGCCCCUGCCAGCUGGUUAUUGUGCAGAUGGCUGUGAUGGCCCUGGGCCUUCCUGGCUGUGCCCUGUCCUUCACAGAGCCGAUCCCGGUUUUUCUUCUCCUUUGAUUGUUGGAGCGGGACAGCUCUUUCAGCGGGCAGUAUCCUGCAGAGCUGGGACAGCUCCACUCAUGCCGCCAUAAACCGAGUGAUCACCAUUACUGAGGUAGGGCACAGUCAUGUCUUCCGCUGUUUCUGUGUUCAGUAAAGUGCUCUUUUUGAGUAGACGUUUGAGACAGAUUCUUUACUCAUUUUGACAAUGAUAAUUCAGUUCAAAUUCUAAAUGUUCAACUCCUCGCGUUUUAAUGAAAUCGCUUCUUAUUUUACCCCAAGUAGUAGUACCACUCAAACUGUCAACAAACGUUCUCACGAUUUAAAAAGUAACGAACAUUUCUCUUGAUGAGAAGCGUGGACUGCUGUUUUUGUUGGGCAUCAGUAUGUAACUUACUAACAGGCAAGUGAGUGAGAGGGGCCGACUGGUCUUAUCUGUAACUUUCUCCGGCUCUGUUGAUUCAAACUUCCCUGGUUUUUGAGCGUCCAGUGAAAGUACACAGACGCAUUCAGCGCACUGUCUGUAUGCACCUGUCUGGUCAGCUUCCACACAUUGGGGAAAAAAACGUUUUUAUUAUUUUAUUUUGUUCUGAUUUGCCUUGAAAAUAUUUUUUAUGAUGGCAAAAUGAUUUUUGAACUGAAAAGCAGCGCCUACCCACUACAAAAUGAAGACAGUGUUAUUUCUUUAAUGCUGUAAAACCUGAUAAUGCCAUUGUGAUAAUUGUGAUCAAGCUGUGGUUGGGUCGUGAUGCAGUAUCCUUUUUAAAUAUUGGCCUCUGAAAUUAUAGUUAGAAAUGGAAAUAAAUGCCAUCUUUAACAUUUCUUGAAAAUUGUUUGAUGAUGGACUUUAACCUGAACUGCUCUGUUAAUUAACACUGAGAACAACCUUCUCACUCAAGAAUAAACUAAUUUAGAUUGCA